Messenger RNA from Gopherus flavomarginatus (Mexican gopher tortoise), 1693 nucleotides. It is a transcript of the gene GRPEL1, whose product is annotated as GrpE like 1, mitochondrial. The coding region runs from base 47 to 715 and encodes 222 amino acids. The transcript has 4 exons. NCBI's taxonomy places the organism in Eukaryota, Metazoa, Chordata, Testudines, Testudinidae. Gene Ontology annotation, biological process: protein import into mitochondrial matrix; protein folding. Gene Ontology annotation, molecular function: protein-folding chaperone binding; protein homodimerization activity; adenyl-nucleotide exchange factor activity. The record is from RefSeq and is a predicted model, not a curated record. Gene Ontology annotation, cellular component: PAM complex, Tim23 associated import motor.
GGCGUUGGGCGGAGAGCGAGCCGCACGCACUCAGCUCGGAGAAGCCAUGGCGGCGGCUCGGUGCAUGCGGCUGUUGCUGAGACCGCGGCGCUACCCGCUGCUGAGCUGCCCGCUGCGGACUUCUCCACGGUUGCUUUGCAUAGCAACACAACAGAAAAGCACUGGACAGAACUUGGAAGAUGACCAGAGUCAGAGCCAGAAUAAACCGAAGGCUGAACCAAUGUCUGCUGAGAAGAUAUUUAUUGAAGAAAAAGCCAAAUUGGAAGAACAACUAAAAGAAAUGACUGACAAGUACAAGCGAGCCCUGGCAGAUACAGAAAACUUGAGGCAAAGAAGCCAGAAAUUGGUAGAAGAGGCAAAGCUGUAUGGGAUUCAGAGCUUCUGCAAGGACUUACUAGAAGUUGCUGACAUUUUGGAAAAAGCAACUGAGAGUGUUCCAAAAGAGGAACUCAAGGAUGAAAACCCUCAUCUGAAGAACCUGUAUGAUGGUCUUGUCAUGACAGAAGUACAGAUUCAAAAAGUGUUCAAAAAGCACGGCCUGCUCAAACUGAAUCCUGUUGGAGCCAAGUUUGAUCCCUAUGAACAUGAAGCUUUGUUCCAUGCUCCCAUGGAAGGGAAGGAGCCUGGUACUAUUGCAUUAGUAUCCAAGGUUGGCUAUAAGCUGCAUGGGCGUACCUUGAGGCCUGCCUUGGUGGGAGUUGUCAAAGAAUCUUAGCGGCCCAAUUUAUAAGAAUUAAAAAUGCCAUACAACUAUUAGAUGGCUGACUAGUUUUCCUCUUCCAGUGUGCUUUUUUUUCCAUUCCCACACUCUGUAGAAGGCUUAAAUUAAUAGUGAAACUGAAGCAAAUGCUGCAAUUGCCUUUCUUAAUGGACCAUAAAUAAUUUGAUGGACCUCCAGAGUGCAUUUUUUGUAUUGUCAGCUCUGCUUAAGUGCAAAAUACAAGAGCCCUUAAACCAUCUGUAUUUUGGAUAACAUUUUGUCUGUAAUAAUCCUGGCUACUGAAGGUAUGUGAAGUUGAAAGGUACAAAAUAUAUCCACAGGAAACUGCAUGGUAACAGUUGGAUCACUAUUUAGAAAGAAGAACCCUUUGACUUUGUGUCCUUUUGUGUUACGUUUCCUAGUAUCACUGUGAAGCAGUACGUGUAAAUAGCUGUCUUUAAAUGCCCACACCAGCUUUCACAAAGCAGACACUCAUCAGCUGCUUGCUCACUUGGUGGAUUGCUGUUUCUAUGAUGUGUCUAUUUCCUGGAAUAGGGCCUUUCUUUGAACAGCAAAAGUUUCAACACCUGUGUGAUUCCUGAUCUGGGCUUAAGAGGUUGUAAAUAAAUAAAAUAUAGGGGGGAGGGGAUUGGCUUCAUUGCUUUUAUUCAUAUGCUUCAUAAUCUCUUUUCAAGGAAACCAUUUAAUACUUGUAUGGCAUUGAAGUAGUUAUAGAAGAAAAAAGUGUUCAAUCUCUGGAUUUUUGAAUACAAUCAGUUUGCUAUGCAAAUUUUAUUUGCAACUAUAUUGAAGGUCAAAAUAGUAACCACCAGAAAAGUUAAGUAUAUAAAAGUGGUUUUGGCAUCUGUUACCUUUUAUAAUUCACAUGGAUGUAUAAAGACCUGGUGAUCGUGGUUAAAAGUAACUGCAUCAGACCACACAAGUGAACUCUACUUCAUUUACGUUCCUUAAUAAGAGUUAUUUUCCUGUUUA